UCAAACAAGAGAGGUUUUGCUACAAUGAGUGUAAGACUGGCUGCCUGCCUUUUUCUAUGUGUAGUUGCUGUGCCACAGACCCUGCAGCUUUCUCAAAAGAUCUCCAUUACUGAGGCGACCUUUGGUGAGAAUGUGAUCAUGAAAUGUACAACUGUUGGGUUGGAACAGCGAAUGGUUUACUGGCAUAAACUGCAGUUUGGUUUUAUGAUCCAAACUAUUGCUUUUGGCAGUAGUCCAGACCUUCCUCUUAAGGAAGGGUUCAACAACUCUAGAUACAGUGCCAAAAAAGAAGGAAAUGAGUAUUCCCUCGAAAUAAGAAACGUCAGCAAAGAGGAUCAAGGAACUUACUUCUGUCAGGCAGGAACAUCAUACACAAUGACUUUCAUUUAUGGCAGUCAUUUGGUCCUAAAAGGAUCCAAUCUGGAAUCUGUGUCGCCGGGAAGCAAAGUGAAUCGGCAGUGUUCUCUUCUUUGGCAGCCCGAGAAAAACCCAGAUCGGUGUCUGGGAGAACAGAGAGCUUACCUUUACAGAGCAGGAUUUGAGUCUGAGCCAGACAUCAUUUAUACAACCAGUUCCCGCUGUGAUGAUCAAGAAGACAAGAGCUGUGUCUACCAUGUGUCCAAACCUAUGAAGAACUCUUUAGAUCCUGGCCUCUACUCCUGUGCUGUGUCUUCCUGCAGAGAGAUCCUGUUUGGUGAAGAUACUGAAGAGCAGAUAAGGCAAGGCGUGUGUCCGUAUGUUCUCAUACUCGGGACACUGCUGGCCUGCUGUGUCCUCGCAAAUAUCAUUUUAAUUGUGACCUGGAAAAAGCAAAAUCCAGUUUGUGACAAGUGCAAAGAUGGUAAAGCUCAUACUAAUGCCGAAAAUGAUGGACCAGCUGGGGAUCAACAGGCUGACUUGGGUGAGGAAGAUGACGGAUUGCAUUAUGUCGCACUUGAGUUCUCCUCGAGGAAGUCAAAAAGACAGAGAAGCAUGAGGAGGGAGUCCAAGGAGACCUGUAUUUAUGCAAACAAAAGAGAUUAUUAAAAGUUGUGUACUUGGAAUGUAAAUGUCGGAUUUAUGAGGAUGACAUCGAUCCAUUUUGUAUUUCUGUAUAUCAUCAGCCAAUUGUCUAUUUGAAAGGGGAGUUUGGAUUUUUGCUGAAAGUGAUCCUAUUUUGAAUAUAUUAGUUUGUUUGCCAGUGUCAAUAUUUUUUGGAGGAUUUUAUAACCUAACCUGUUACAUUUACUAUCUUUUUCUUGAUUUUUAAUGACUACAAAAGACA
Molecule: messenger RNA, 1264 nt
Organism: Oryzias latipes (Japanese medaka)
Lineage: Eukaryota; Metazoa; Chordata; Actinopteri; Beloniformes; Adrianichthyidae
Biological process (GO): response to bacterium
Source: RefSeq, a predicted model, not a curated record